AUGACGAAUGAUCCGAUUACUCAAACCUAUAAUAACAUAAUUCAAGAAAUAUGCGGUAUUCGUAGCUAUUAUGAAACUACAUUAAGCCAAAUCCGUUUUGUUGAUGAAACGGAUGAUGCAAAUGGAACAGGUAAAGCUAAAGUAAUUGGCGAUAUAAACGACAGUAAGUAUGAUUUGGGAGUGGAUGGAGCUUUUGGUCACUAUUCGAUUUUGAUUAUCAUUCUUUAUUUGUGUCGAGAGGAAGUGGAUGACAAAGGAAAAACAAUAGAUGAAUAUAUCACGGAGGAUGUAUUGUGCAAUGGUAGGGUGUUGAAUGGGAAAGCCUUUUCACCUAUUCUAAAACUUGGGAGUCAUGAAAUUGAUGGAAAACCUAUUGGAAAAGGAUUCAAGAUUGCCUUUGCUUAUGAUUACAAAAGCGCUAUCAAGGAAUUAAUGAGUGGCAGAUAUCGGAUGACAUUCAUAACCUGUUCUCCUGGAGAUGGAAUUAUGGCAAAAGAGUGUGAUAAUGAUGCCAAUCAAUAUGCCGAUGCUUUUGUGAGUUGCGUUCAUGAAUUCAACAUAAGAGGAGGUGGCGUAUUCUGGUUCUUAGAGAACUAUCCUUUCACUUAUGAGGCUGAUUUGUACUUCAAGACAUUCUAUGGAUUUGAAGCAGUGGGCGACAAAGAGUACAGUAUCAAGGGCGGAAAUGUUAUGGUAAGAUCUAAAGAAAAUGUACCCACACCUGGUCACUUCGUUUCGAUCGGAGGAAAAGCGAUGGAUUACACUAAGUUAUCCAAGUUAGAUUUUGGUAUCAAGCGAAUCUUUGAAGGAAGAACCCUAUGCGUGUUGAAUGAGCAUGAAUUUGAAAGAAUCGGAUUCCGGAUAUUUGCGAAGGAAAGCGAGGGAAAUGCUUCAAUUAUGGUGAGAGAGAAGCAAGAAGAUAGUAGAGAAGGCAGAAUGAUCCUUGAUACAGCUGCAUCCAAGCUAUUUUUGGAAUUCACAGAAGAUGGAACUGCACGCUGGAUCAGCAAUGCUGCGGUUUGGCUGUGUAACACCGAAGAAUUUGAAGAAGAACGAUUAUUGGAUAACAAACUGGUAUCUGGAAUCAAAAUGGAUGAAGUAGUUCUUCCUGACAAGAAAAUGAUGGAAUUGCGAGAAAUCACGGAUGUCAAAGAAAAGCGAUUCUGUUUGAGUAUCGUAAUAGAUACCACAGGAUCAAUGGGCGGAUUUAUUAAUGCAACUAGAGACAAUAUAGAAAGAAUAAUCGAUAGUAUAAAACAAUUGGAGACAGAUUGUGAAAUUCCGGAAGGAGGCAUUGUUGGUCAGGUCGUCCAGUUUAAAGACUAUGCUGAUAAUAUGGUGGGAGAACAAGACGAAUAUAUCACAAGCGAUUUUGCUCGUUUGAAGAAUAAAUUAGCUUCCUUCAAAGCAACCGGUGGUGCCGAUGGUGCUGGAUGUGGAAGCAAUUGUGAAGAUAUUCAAGGAGGAUUGAUUCGAGCUUUGGAACAAAUGAAAAAGCCACCAUUCCGAAAAUAUAAUCAUCUCAUGUUGAUUGUGGGCGAUUAUCCGAAUCAUGGAGACUUUGAUUUUUGUAAAAUAGAUAAGAAUAAAGAUGGAGAAUUGCUGAGGGAUGUUUGGGAACGUAUUUAUAAUGAUAUUCGAAAAUUUCGAAGCUUGCGAAUUAUGUUUAUGCCUGUGAAUGUCGCUGAAAUAGUAACAACUAUGAAAAGAAUGCGGAAUGCUUUGGGAACAGAGAUUGUAGAUAGUACACCUGCAAAUCGAGAUAAUUUUGUCAAAAUCGUAACUCAAACCACUGUAAACGAGUAUAAACGUUUUGUUGGUAUUUCGUGA
This is a messenger RNA of Blastocystis hominis, 1830 nucleotides long. RefSeq lists its product as hypothetical. The record is from RefSeq and is a predicted model, not a curated record. NCBI's taxonomy places the organism in Eukaryota, Bigyra, Opalinata, Blastocystidae. Bases 1 to 1830 code for a protein of 609 amino acids. The transcript has a single exon.